Messenger RNA from Arabis nemorensis, 1035 nucleotides. NCBI's taxonomy places the organism in Eukaryota, Viridiplantae, Streptophyta, Magnoliopsida, Brassicales, Brassicaceae. The record is from the annotation of a GenBank genome assembly.
AUGCCUCCAAAGCAACAACCCAAAGCCGAUUUGGCGAAAAAGCAGAAACAAGUUGAAGACAAAACUUUCGGUCUGAAGAAUAAGAACAAGAGCAAGAAUGUUCAAAAGUAUGUUCAGAGUCUCAAGCAAUCUGUUCAACCUAAACCCGAUGCAUCUAAAGCUGCAGCAAAGAAAAAGAAAGAUGAAGAGAAAGCUAGGGAAGCUGAAUUGAAUGAGUUGUUCAAGGUAGCAAUUAGUCAGCCCAAAGUUCCUCCAGGUGUGGAUCCAAAGUCUAUACUGUGUGAGUUUUUUAAGGCGGGGCAAUGUCAAAAGGGUUUCAAGUGCAAAUUCUCUCAUGAUUUGAACAUUCAAAGGAAGGGCGAGAAGGCCAGUAUCUACAGCGAUGAGCGUGAUGAAGAUGGAAACAUGGAGGAGUGGGAUCAAGAGACGCUUGAAAAAGUUGUGGAAUCAAAGAAAAAUGAAUAUAGUAACCAGAAUAAGCCAACAGAUAUUGUUUGCAAGUAUUUUCUGGAUGCGGUGGAGAAGAAACAGUAUGGUUGGUUCUGGGCUUGCCCCAAUGGUGCCAAAGAGUGUAUUUACAGACACGCACUUCCUCCGGGAUAUAUCCUUAAAUCUCAAAUGAAAGCCCUCUUGGAAGAGGAAUCAAAGAAGAUGCCAGUUGAAGAAGAAAUCGAAAACGAGCGUGCAAAACUGAAAACCGCAACACAGAUGACUCCAGCGCUAUUUAUGGAAUGGAAGAGGAAGAAAAUAGCUGAGAGAGAUGCAGGUUUGGCUGCAUCUCAAGCGGAGAGAGCUAAGAACGACCGUAUGAGUGGUCGGGAGCUAUUUCUGUCCAAUGCAAGCUUGUUUGUGGAUGACGCUGAGGCUUUUGAAGAAUACCAGAGGGAAAAAGAAGAGGAAGAGAAUGAACAGAAGGCCAAGAACAAAGAAACAGAGGCAGGGACAAGCAAGAGUAGUGGUGAUGCUGAACAGACAAGCUUGUCGAAAACAUCGAUUCAGAUUCGUGAACCAAACAACGAAGGGUCGUCAUCUUGA